Molecule: messenger RNA, 1976 nt
Organism: Vicia villosa (hairy vetch)
Lineage: Eukaryota; Viridiplantae; Streptophyta; Magnoliopsida; Fabales; Fabaceae
Product: calcium-dependent protein kinase 11-like
Exons: 7
Coding region: 291-1787 (498 amino acids)
Biological process (GO): intracellular signal transduction; protein autophosphorylation; peptidyl-serine phosphorylation
Cellular component (GO): cytoplasm; nucleus
Molecular function (GO): calcium/calmodulin-dependent protein kinase activity; calcium ion binding; calcium-dependent protein serine/threonine kinase activity
Source: RefSeq, a predicted model, not a curated record
UAUAAAGAAGUUGCUUCUCCACCAAUGAAUUCAUUCUCUAAUUCCAAUCCAAACAAGAAUCAUUGUUCUAUUGACAAUUGUUACAUUGGUGACAAUUCCACACAAUUAUAGCAUAUAACUAAUCAACAACAAAAAAAACACACACAAUCUUGUUCAAGAGAGAUAGCUUAGGUGAGAGAGAGAGAGAGAGAGAGAGAGAGAGAGAGAGAGAGAGAGAGAGAGAGAGAGAAAGUGGAAGAAAAAAAAAAAACAAUCUUUAUCAUCUUUAGAUCAAACCCAAUUGAAUUGAGAUGCAGAAAAGUGCAUUAGGACCAUCAAAAUCAUCAUCAAAAUGCACUGCUGUGUUACCCUAUCAAACCCCAAGAUUAAGGGAUCAUUAUCUUCUUGGGAAGAAACUUGGGCAGGGACAAUUUGGGACAACAUAUCUUUGCACACACAAAACAUCAGGGAAACUCUAUGCUUGCAAAUCAAUUCCAAAGAGGAAGCUUUUGUGUCAGGAGGAUUAUGAUGAUGUGUGGAGAGAGAUUCAGAUCAUGCAUCAUUUGUCUGAACAUCCAAAUGUGGUUCAGAUACAAGGGACCUAUGAGGAUUCUGUGUUUGUGCAUUUGGUGAUGGAGCUUUGUGCUGGUGGGGAGCUUUUUGAUAGGAUUAUUCAAAAGGGGCAUUAUAGUGAGAGAGAGGCUGCAAAGCUGAUUAAGACAAUUGUUGGUGUUGUUGAGGCUUGUCAUUCUCUUGGUGUCAUGCAUAGGGAUCUUAAGCCUGAGAAUUUCUUGUUUGAUACUGCUGGUGAAGAUGCUAAAAUGAAGGCAACAGAUUUUGGUCUUUCUGUGUUCUACAAACCAGGACAAACCUUUCACGACGUAGUUGGAAGUCCCUACUACGUUGCUCCUGAGGUAUUGUGUAAGAUAUAUGGACCUGAAGUCGAUGUUUGGAGUGCUGGUGUUAUCCUAUACAUCUUACUGAGCGGCGUUCCACCUUUUUGGGCUGAAACCGAAUCGGGAAUUUUCAGACAGAUUUUACAUGGAGAUCUUGACUUUGAGUCGGAUCCAUGGCCAACGAUCUCAGACAGUGCUAAAGAUUUGGUAAAACUGAUGUUGGAUAGAGACCCUAAGAACAGAAUCUCUGCUCAUAAUGUCUUAUGCCACCCUUGGAUUGUUGAUGAUAAAGUUGCACCUGACCAGCCUUUGGACUCUGCUGUUUUGACACGCCUAAAGCAUUUCUCGGCGAUGAAUAAACUUAAGAAGAUGGCGUUACGUGUCAUAGCAGAAAGACUUUCGGAGGAAGAAAUAGGCGGGCUAAAAGAGUUGUUCAAAAUGAUUGACACAGACAACAGCGGGACAAUAACUUAUGAGGAACUCAAAGAUGGUCUAAAGAGAGUCGGCUCUAAUCUCAUGGAAUCUGAGAUUAAAUCGCUUAUGGAUGCGGCUGAUAUAGACAACAGUGGAACAAUAGACUAUGGAGAAUUCCUCGCAGCUACACUGCACUUGAAUAAGAUGGAAAGAGAGGAGAAUUUGGUUGCAGCUUUUGCCUAUUUUGAUAAAGAUGGUAGCGGUUACAUCACCAUCGACGAGCUUCAAACAGCUUGUAAGGACUUCGGCCUCGGCGAAGUACAUCUGGAUGAUAUUAUCCAAGAAAUCGAUCAAGAUAAUGACGGGAGAAUUGAUUAUGGGGAGUUUGUUGCGAUGAUGAAGAAAGGCGAUGAAGAUAUGGUUGGUAGGAGCAGAACCAUGAAAGGGAAUUUGAACUUCAGUAUUGCAGAUGCAUUUAAAGUGAAAGACUCUUCUUGAUAUCUAACUGAAAUCUUGUGUACAGUUAGGAAGAAGGAAUGGUAGAAGAGAGAUAUCAUAGUCUAACUUUCUCAUAGCUACAUGAUUGUGAUAUGUUUUGUUUUGGAACUUUGUUUAUGUUGUUGAACAAUGUUUUAAUAUAUUUGCAAUACAUUCUUCAUAAACGUCCAUAGAAAUUUAAUAUAUUCA